Molecule: messenger RNA, 1952 nt
Organism: Mya arenaria
Lineage: Eukaryota; Metazoa; Mollusca; Bivalvia; Myida; Myidae
Product: multiple epidermal growth factor-like domains protein 10
Exons: 12
Coding region: 1-1905 (634 amino acids)
Molecular function (GO): scavenger receptor activity
Source: RefSeq, a predicted model, not a curated record
AUGGUGCUUUUUAAAGCUACAUGCGCUUCAUGUUCUGGUCGAUGCCAGUGCUGCGUGACAGACAGAUGUGAAGAUUACAAAGGCGAGGACCAGGUGUGUGUUGAUGGCUGCAAAGAUGGUUAUCAUCAACCUCGAUGCAUGUUCCCGUGUAAAGGAAACUGUCAGACUUGUCGCCAAUCUGACGGAGUGUGCCUAACAUGUAAACCGGGAUUCUAUGGAAUAUCUGACAAUUGUUUAAAUGCAUGUGUUCACAGACACUGCGCAUGUGUUGAAACCGUAUGUGAUUACUGCCUUGAUGGAUUUUACGACGUUAGCCAACAUUGCAAUUCUGCUUGUCUAAAAGGAUGUACUGAAGACAAAUGCAAUGAUGAUGGAACUUGCAACUGUGUUGAAAAUUUUGAAGGAAAUAAAUGUGACAAGUGCGUUCUAGGGAAAUACGGAGAACUUUGCAAUAAUAAUUGCAUAAACGAGAACUGCAUGUGCACUAACGCGAGUAAUUGUAUUUCCUGUAGGACUGAAAAUACAUGUGAACACUGUAUACCUGGAUAUUUUGGUAGCGAAUGCACAAUGCCGUGCUCAAAAGGUUGUUUUAAUGGCACAUGCAAUAGAGAUGGCACGUGCAAGUGUAUUCGAUACUUUGUGAGCCGCUGCCUACGUGGUUGUGUUCGCAACUUCUACGCCGACAUGUGCGAUAUAGAGUGUCCAGCAACGACAACUUGUAAACCGGAAUCUUCAUCAUACGGGGGAAUCAUUGGGGGAACUGUUGGUGGUGCAAUUGCUAUGUUUUGUGUUAUUGCUGCCAUCCACAUAGUUCUGUUUCUUCGAAGGAGACGACAAAAGAAGAGGAACUCUUCUGAAAGAAACCGGGAGCUCACGUUGCACAGUCCGGAUCCAUAUGCAAUUGAACCGGAAAUGCAAUAUCAAGAGCUUAGUGUCAAACGCUUAAGCGAGAAUCAAGAUGAAACGUACACAGACCUCCAGGAAGCCACAACGUUAACAUGGUUCAAUAUGAGUUUGACGAUUGAACAGGGCAAUGUGUUCAUGUUGGCAUGGCUGGUGCCGAUUGUUGCCGGGGUAGCAGGAACACUCCGUACUGGAUCAGAUUUCUUUUCCAUUUGCCCUUAUGAGAAAUGUACGAACCGAGACAACUGUCAUUCUUGUAAAGACGGAUCUUACAGAUUUGAGAACAAUUGUAAACAUAACUGUUCUGUUGGGUGCGAUGGUACUGCAUGCUAUAAUAACGGAACUUGUGAUACUUGUAAGCCUUAUUUUUCUGGAAGUAAAUGUGACUCGUGUGUAGAUGGUCAAUAUGGAGCAAACUGCUCUUUGCAAUGCAGCCUAGGUUGUGCGGGAAAAGUCUGCAAUUCAAGGAAUGGAACAUGCCACUGCAGAAAUUAUUUUAGUGGUGAAAAGUGUGACUUAUGCGUAGAUGGCAACUAUGGAGAAAAUUGCUCUUUGAAAUGCAGUCAAGGUUGUGAGGAGAACACUUGCAAUUUACGUGAUGGAACAUGCAAUUGCAGUACUAAUUAUAGUGGGGAGCAAUGUGAAAACUGUAUCAGAGAUCGGUAUGGAGAGGGAUGUUCAAAAACAUGUAGCCUUGGCUGCUUAGAAAAUACUUGCUCUUCUACUGAUGGGAAGUGUGAUUGUAAAGAGUUUUACACAGGAGAUAGAUGUGACGUUUGUAGAGACGGGCGGAACGGUGACCAUUGUCUGAAUAACAUUGAAUCGAGACGUCCCAACAAAACAAACAACUUUCCAACUGGUGCACUUACAGGGGGAGUUAUUGGUGCUGUAAUAGUGUUUGAUGCUGCUGUCGUUAUAGCUGUUUUGUUAAGGCGAAGAUUAUCACAAAGGGAAGCACAAGGGCAUACCGACGAGCAGGAGACUACACAUCCUGGGAAGUGAAACCAGACAGCUUCACCAUCUUCAAUUUACCUGCUGGCCAGACAAAG